Molecule: messenger RNA, 222 nt
Organism: Gongylonema pulchrum
Lineage: Eukaryota; Metazoa; Nematoda; Chromadorea; Rhabditida; Gongylonematidae
Source: the annotation of a GenBank genome assembly
AUGAAUAAUGUAGGCUCGGAUGAGGGUGGCGAAGGAUAUCAGGACCCAACGGGCUUCGUUUUCACGCGACCGCGUAUGUACAGUGCUUUACCGCAGGGGUCAUCGCUGAAAUGGGACAGAGAGCAAGACAAUUCCGGAUAUUACAUCAUACCGUACAUCAUCACAGGAGACUAUGGUACUUUUUUCGUAGUUGCAACCGUUUCAGCUGCUGUAGAGGUCUAG